UGAAUUUACUCAGUACCACCAGGAAAACCAGGAGAAUAUGGAGUCCAGCACGAAGAGAAGAAAGUUGUCGGACGACAAUUACGAAGCCGUCCCUCCUAGUACUGAAAAGCCAAAUACCCAAGAAAUCGCUACUUCUAAAGAGCAGCGAAACUCACUUUUCGUCCGCUCUCUCCCUGCCUCCGUCACCACAGAAAGACUCGCCGAGCACUUCUCGCAGUCAUUCCCUCUGAAACAUGCCGUCGUAGUGGUUGACCACGAGACAAAGAUUUCGAAAGGGUUCGGUUUUGUGACCUUUGCCGAUGCCGAAGACGCUCAGGCCGCAAUCGAACAGUUCAACAACACCACACUAGAUGGCAGAAAGAUCAAAGUGGAGGCUGCGUUAUCCAGACACAGAGAAACCGAGGAAGGCUUGAAGAGCAGUGAGAAUCGAACCGCAGCAGAACUGCGAGCACAGCGCGAAAAGGAACGGGCGCAGGUACAACAACCAAGGUUGAUUGUGAGGAAUUUGCCGUGGAGCAUCAAGACUGGAGAUGACCUGGCGUUACUUUUCCGCAGUUAUGGAAAGGUCAAACAUGCAGUUGUCCCACAAAAAGGUCCUCGAGUACAAUAUGGCUUUGGCAUCGUGGUGCUGAGAGGCAAGAAGAAUGCCGAGCGUGCAAUUGCCGGCGUCAAUGGGAAAGAGGUGGAUGGCAGGACGCUUGCAGUUGAUUGGGCAGUCGACAAGGAAACUUGGGAGCAACAACAAAAGCAACAGCAGAAUGACUCGGAAACGGCAGUCCAAGCAGCAGAGCAGGAUGCGACUGCAAAGACGGCGUCUGACAGCGCUGAGGAUUCUGACGGUAUCGAGGAUAUUGACAAUGAUGGUAAUUCCGAAGAUGAAUUGGAUGACGAGAUCAUGGACGACGUUGAGGGAGUGGGUUCAGAAGAAGAGGGUUCUGAAAACCAAUCGUCGCUGGACGAAGCCAGCGAGGACGAGGAACAGCACGACCCGAGAAACGACAGCACGAUUUUCAUCCGAAACCUACCUUUCACAGCAGAUGAUGACAGCCUCAAAGAACACUUUUCCUUAUUUGGUCCUGUCCGAUAUGCACGUGUUGUGUAUGAUCCGGAGACAGAACGUUCCAGGGGUACUGCCUUUGUCUGCUUUUACAAGGUCGACGAUGCGAAGGCUUGCGUUAAGGACGCACCGAAGCCUCCAUCCGCGACGCCUGUCAAUGACAAUGACAAGAAGCGCAAAGGAGAAGCAGUGAAGCACUCGAUUCUCCAGAAUGAAGCUACAGAUCCAUCGGGUCGGUACACGCUUGAAGGUCGCGUUUUGCAAGUGUCGAGGGCACUUAGCAGAGGAGACGCGAAUAGGAGAGCCGCCGAGGCAAGUGAGAAGAGAGAUAUCCGCGACCGAGACAAGCGCCGACUUUAUUUGUUGUCGGAAGGGUCGAUUCCCAGGGGGUCCAAAUUGUACGAGUUGCUAGGGAAGCCGGAAAUCGACAUUCGCGAAAGCAGCGCUCGUCAACGACAGAGCAUCAUCAAGAACAACCCCAACCUGUGCUUGAGUCUGACGCGAUUGAGUGUGAGGAACCUGCCGAGAAGCAUCGACAGCAAACAACUCAAAGCUCUGGCUCGAGAAGCGGUCGUGGGCUUCGCCAAAGAUGUCAAGGCCGGUCUUCGACAGGCUCUGAGCAAGGAGGAGCUCCGCCGGGAAGGUGACGAGAUGAAGGAGGCAGAACGGCAGCGGAGGUUUGCCGGCAAGGGUAUCGUCAAACAAGCCAAGGUCGUCUUUGAAGAUCAAAAGGGGACCAAGGUCCACGACGGCGCGGGCAGAAGUCGAGGGUACGGGUUCAUCGAGUACGCCAGCCACCGCAACGCCCUGGCCGGGCUGCGCUGGCUCAACGGACACAUGGUGAAGUCGUCCGACGGGGAGCGGGGGAAGAGACUGAUUGUCGAGUUCGCCAUCGAAAACGCCCAGGUCAUUCAGCGACGCAAUGAGAAGGAGCGCAGGUUCAAGGAGAACAGGGGGAAGAAGGUGCACGAGAAUGGACGAGGUGACGAGAACCGGCGCGACGGGUCGGCCAAGGAGGGCAAGGGCAAGAAAAGGAAGCAGCGUGAUGGUGAAGGAGGAGAAGGAGAAAAGGAAAAGAAGACCACCGGCAACGCUGUCGACGGGGAAGAAAAGAACAGCCUUGCAAAGAGGAAUCGUAUCAUAGCAAAGAAGCGACAGGCCAGGAAGAACCGAAAGGGUUGAUUUGGGGAUAUAGGAAGCUAAAUAGAUGGAACAAGUCAUGACGACUGGUCUGUCACAAUCUGU
Messenger RNA from Exophiala oligosperma, 2302 nucleotides. RefSeq lists its product as uncharacterized. The transcript has a single exon. Gene Ontology annotation, molecular function: RNA binding. Bases 38 to 2239 code for a protein of 733 amino acids. The record is from RefSeq and is a predicted model, not a curated record. Lineage: Eukaryota; Fungi; Ascomycota; Eurotiomycetes; Chaetothyriales; Herpotrichiellaceae.